Parascedosporium putredinis is the source of this 1944-nucleotide messenger RNA. Lineage: Eukaryota; Fungi; Ascomycota; Sordariomycetes; Microascales; Microascaceae. The record is from the annotation of a GenBank genome assembly.
AUGCCAAUUUUCAACCUACCACCCACAGCCUCAUGGAUCGCACCAACACGGGGUCCCGGCCAACACCACCAGGGUGUCCAGCAGGACCCAAACGCGCACAACGGCGGCAACCCGAACCUCGGCCACCCAUCCAACUACUCGGCGCUCUCUAACCCAAACCCCUACAGCACAAACAGCCUCCAGAAUGGGCACUCGAACACGCCCAGUGCCGGCCAGGGCCAGGUCAUCAAUGAGCACUGGGCCAAGCAACUCCGCCUGUCUAAAGAUGCAGAGCGUGCCCACAUCGCUAUGACCGAUCAGCACCAGCCGCAUUACUACGCCAGGUUGAAGGCGUCGGAGAAUAAGGGCAUCGGCUUACCCGCCCCCGCCAACGGAGCUUCGGGCCAGGCCGAUACAGAAGAUAUGCGGCGCCCCAUGGCCAUGGAAAAGGUGGUGAAGCGUCAGGACUGGCACAACCUCGAUCUUAGUGGACAGGGUCUUCGUAACCUCUCUCCCUCGCUAUUCGCCUACGAAUUCUUGCGCGAACUAUACAUUGCCUCCAACAAGCUCACACGCCUUCCGCCCGCCAUUGGCCGUCUUCGACAGCUCACUCACCUCGACGCGUCCUACAACGAAAUCACCGACCUCCCGCCCGAGCUCGGAAUGUGCACGUACCUGCGAACCCUACUCCUCUUCAACAAUCGGCUUAGGACCCUUCCCUUCGAGCUUGGUUCAUUGCACAUGCUGGAGAUGAUUGGUAUCGAGGGAAACGUGCAGCUGGCCCCGGAACUUCGCCUAGAAAUUGUGGAAAAGGGAACCAAGAGCCUUAUAACCUACCUCCGCGAAGGCGCUCCAGUUCCCGAUCCACCUCCGGUACGCGACAUGAUCACGAUCCAAGAAGACGUUUCGUCGAACCUCGAACGAUUCAAGGUCCUUACGUGGAACGUUUUGUGCGACAAAUAUGCUACCCCGCAGACAGCUCCGGUAUCGCGAUGCCGACUUUUGUGCCUGCAAGAGAUCUCGACAGAAGCGUUCAAGGAGGACUUCUCCCCCGAGCUGGCCAAGUACGAUUACAAGGGUGUGCAGUGGCCCAAGACGCGUGCCAAGACCAUGUCAGAGAAGGAUGCGUUAGGCGUGGAUGGAUGCGCAGUCUUUUGGAAGGCCAGCAAGUAUGUGCUGCUCGAUAAGCAAGUCAUUGAGUUCGCGAGCAUUGCGAUCAACCGACCGGACAUGAAGAACCAGCACGACGUGUUCAACCGAGUGAUGCCCAGGGACAACAUUGCCGUCAUUUGCUUUUUCGAAAGCCGUCUGACGGGCGCGAGAAUGGUCCUAGUCAACGUCCACCUAACGUGGGACUCGGCGCUUGCUGAUGUCAAGACGAUCCAGACGGGUAUCUUGAUGGAACAUGUUACCAAGAUGGCCGAAAAGUACGCGAGGUGGCCGGCUGUUAAGGAUAAGAAGCUCCUCACCUUUUCGGCCAGCCGGGCGACGGGCGACGAAGCUCCCGAGGCGCCUGUUCUUGAACCGGCCCCUAGCCAGGAAUACCGAAACAAUACCGAUAUCCCACUGCUCGUCUGCGGCGACUUCAACUCGCAAGAGGAUAGCUCGAUCAGCAACUACCAGUACGGCAGUUUCACGCGGGACGGCAUCGAGCACCCCUUCAGUCUUCGAGAUGCGUACGCUCACAUCAAGGGCACCCCCGACCAGCUGCCCUUCACCAACUAUACCCCCGGGUUCGCGGACGUGAUCGAUUACCUCUGGUACUCGACCAACACGCUUGAGGUGGUGGAGCUACUGGGGCCUCCGGACGCUGAUUACCUCAAGAGGGUUCCGUCGUUCCCCAACUACCACUUCCCGGCCGACCACAUCCAAAUCAUGGCAGACUUUGUCAUCAAGGCGCGCAAGGACAAGAAGGUUCUCACGGAGCCGGAUUUCGGGUCUGGGUCUAACGACCGCAAUCGCUAG